Messenger RNA from Anguilla rostrata (American eel), 4691 nucleotides. RefSeq names its product endothelin receptor type B-like. The transcript has 8 exons. The record is from RefSeq and is a predicted model, not a curated record. Gene Ontology annotation, cellular component: plasma membrane. Gene Ontology annotation, molecular function: endothelin receptor activity. NCBI's taxonomy places the organism in Eukaryota, Metazoa, Chordata, Actinopteri, Anguilliformes, Anguillidae. The coding region runs from base 334 to 1623 and encodes 429 amino acids. Gene Ontology annotation, biological process: enteric nervous system development; regulation of blood pressure; vasoconstriction.
UCAGGAGAUAAAUGCCCUGGACUGCGAAAUAUUGUUCAUCUGCACAAGCGUGUGAAGUCGGGUCACUAGCUCAGGGACAUGUUCAGCCUUCCCAAAUGUUAUCCGUUGCGCUGAUCGACAUGGGGGAGUUGGUGACAAAGACACUUUUUUACGACUGAGGCAGCGGAAGUUCGAUGUAUUGCCAAUUUUUCAUACGGCGUUUUAAAUACAUUUCAACCAAGAGGGAGCGGGACCGAACAGAAUACUCGCAGACAUCCAAAAGUUUUUUUCACGUGGACAGCAAUUUCUACAGGUCCAGCUCCUCUUAAAUUUAAGAUAACCACGAAAGACAACAUGCCGAAUACAUUUUUCGUAUUCUGUCUCCUAUUGCUGGUUUUUGUGGAAACUUUUAUUGUAGUCUGCGCUCAGACGGAGGCCGACUACCUGGGGCCAGUUGUUAAUGAUAUCAUCGGAGCAGCUGCGUCCCCAACACAGCAAUCUGGAAGAGAUAAGGACAGCCUGAGCUCGAACAGUUCACACCCCUGGCCCAUGUCUCCCGGGCGACCCAGAGCGCACCCACCUAUGUGUUCCGGAACUACUGAAAUCAGAGAUACAUUUAAAUAUAUAAACACCGUGGUCUCUUGUCUUGUGUUCGUUGUUGGAAUAAUCGGGAACUCGACAUUAUUGAGAAUCAUCUACAAAAACAAAGGCAUGAGGAACGGACCCAACUUUCUUAUCGGCAGUCUUGGUUUGGGGGACCUCUUACACAUUGUAAUAGAUAUACCCAUUAAUGUUUACAAGCUGUUGGCUGUAGAUUGGCCAUUUGGUGUUGGACUCUGCAAACUGGUGCCGUUUGUUCAAAAAGCAUCUGUUGGAAUUACGGUCUUGAGUUUAUGUGCAUUGAGCAUCGACAGGUAUCGGGCUGUCACAUCAUGGAAUCGUAUCAAAGGAAUCGGUAUUCCGAAGUGGACCGCGAUAGAAAUCGCAUUGAUAUGGGUCAUAUCAAUCAUCCUAGCUGUGCCUGAGGCUGUUGCCUUUGACAUGAUUGCAAUGGAGUACAAAGGAGAGCAUCUGAGAAUAUGCCUCCUGCACCCAAUGCAGACAUCCAAGUUCAUGCAGUUUUAUAAGUCGGCGAAAGAUUGGUGGCUCUUCAGCAUCUAUUUUUGCAUGCCUGUGGCCUGCACUGCAAUCUUCUACACGCUCAUGACCUGUGAGAUGCUGAGGAAGAAGAAUGGGAUGCAGAUUGCUUUGACUGACCAUCUGAAGCAGAGACGAGAGGUGGCUAAGACCGUUUUUUGUUUGGUGCUUGUGUUCGCGCUCUGUUGGCUACCCCUGCAUCUCAGCAGAAUCUUAAAAUUGACCAUUUAUGAUGAAAAGGACCCUAACAGGUGUGAAUUGCUAAGCUUCUUCCUGGUGCUGGACUACAUUGGCAUCAACAUGGCCUCUGUGAAUUCCUGCAUCAAUCCCAUUGCUCUGUACAUGGUCAGCAAAAGGUUUAAGAGCUGUUUCAGAUCCUGUCUGUGCUGUUGGUGCACUUCUCCCGAGAUGCUGGAUGAGAAACAGUCUUGCAUGAGGUCCAAGGUCAAUGGACGCGGCUCAGAGCAAAGCAACUCCCGGGGCAGCAAUAAGUAUACCUCUGCCUGAUGGAGGCGCCGUUGCUGUCUGCUCAGUGUGACUUUUUGAGCCUAGCCAACAAUAGCCAAUCUUCUGUGCUCUUAUAGCCUCAGAAGACUUGCAGAAAUGUGCUGAGAAUCUUUAUUCUGUUCCACAGUAGCUAAGAGGGCUGCAUGGGAAGUGGAGGCAAUUAAAAAUUGCCAAUAUGCAAAACAUUUCCCUGUCUGUAUUUUAUGGAUGAAAAAAAAAAAAAAAACUAUACUAUAGCACAGUAAAAGACUGAAGACUAAAUUAGCAUUUAGGCGACAUAAGUUUGGAAUAAAGUUAAGUGUGCUUUUGAACAUUAUAGCUGUGGGCUUCAUUUCCAUCUACAUGAACAUAUCAUUAUUUGUCAAUUAGUUCAGCUUUUUGUUAGUGGAAUCUGUUAUAUCAUCCUUGGUUUGAGUUGUAUGGAAAUAGACAUACAGUAAAAUUUUGCUAAAAUGAUACAGUAGACCUGGGGAGAGGGUGUCUUUACCAAGGAUACAGAAUUUUAUUUGCAUUAUUUCUUCAAAUCAGACAACCAUUCUUUACUGUCCUAUGGAUUAUUUGAAUAAACAGUUAUUCUUAACUCAGUGGCAACUUUAAAGUUACACAGUUCUUGGUGGUAAAUGCAUAUGCCAUCAGAAGACAGUUGUUUUUUAACUUUUUUCCUCCAACUUGAACUUUUUUUCCUUGGUUUAAAGAAAAUAAUUUAUGUAAAAUAAGAAGCACUAUGGGCUGGCCCUGUGUUUGUACUGACUCACUGAAGAACUGGCAGUAGUUUGUGUAUACACAAAUAUAUUAAUUACAAAAUGCCUUCCGGACCAUUUUAUCUACAACUUAAAGUGUUGAGGUGUUGGUUGUUGCAUGUAUUACAUGUGAAAUACAUGCAUGCAAAUACAUAUUUCAAAUGUAUCCAUCCAUCCCUCUAGCAUGUGUAUAGCAGUUAAGGCCAUAAUCUUUCGGCAAGCUGCUCUGAUUUGGUUUCCAAGGGGCAUGUCAUUUCGGGGCUUGCAUACUAUGGAUACUAAAACAAAUGCAUACUACAAAACAGUUGGAAGAUUUAUACAUGAAGGUCAUGUACUCUUGUACCUUUAUACAUAAUCGCUGAUCAUAAAAGAUUUCUUUUAAAUUAUUUUUUUGAAGGAUUCACAGAAGCAGCACAUUAAAGUAAAGCCCUCUUUCAUCUAGCUGCUAAACCAAAAUAAAGUGUAUUGUUCAUUAUAUCAGUGCUGUGCUUGUAUUGGUUGGUUAUCUGCCAUCUAAAACCGUACACUGAGCCAAAUAACAGAUGACCCUUUCAUUUUAAAAUACGCAUACCGCUGUGCUAAUUGCCGUUUUAAUGCCAAAUGGAUAAUGCAUGUGUUUUGUGAAUCUUGCUGGAUUGAACAUUAGAUUAGCAUUGGAGAGAAUUAAGCAGUGUAGUUUUCAUGCAUUGACUGUGACAUUACAUUUUGUUGUUUUGUAGUUCUCUUUUGAGCCAUCUCAUAUAUUUUAACCAAAACAUGAAUAAAAUUGUAUAUACUGUGUCUAGAAGUCAUUCUUAAUGUAAGUAUCCAAUGCUGGAACUAAAAUAAUCUGUUUUUGAGGGAGACAUUGUUAUCUAGCACUUACCUAAAUUAUAGGUUUAGGAGGUAGGAACUCUCUUUUUUUCUUUUUUAUGCCAUAGUUCAGCCCCAUUUUUAACUUUCAUGUCAUUUAUGAAUGGUUAUUUCUUCCAUGUUUGGAUCCAUGUGAUUAGUUACUUUUAAAAAAAGUUUUAAAUGUGUUAUUAUGUUCAUAAAGUGUCGAUUAUCAUUGUAUUUUAUAAAACUUGAUAUUUUUACAUUAACCUUAAUGUAUUAGUAUUCUGUCCAUGAAGUGAAAGGGCUAAGCACCACUUAUUUCUUUACUGUGCUUAACUGAAAUUAAACACUGCCAGACUUUGCAAUGCCACCCUAUAUCUGCAAUGUGUACGUUUAUUUUAAAAUAAAAAUAUGAACAUACCCUCUCAGACCUGUUUUGUUUGGAAGUGAAAGAUAAUGUAAUCUGUUCAGACACAUUCUAUUACCAGUGUCUAGUCUAAUACAUGGUCACAUUUUGAUAUAAUUUUUUCAGGCCUUCAGUGUCUACUUCUUAAGCCACUUAAACAUUGUGUUGUCAUGCGAGGAUAGAUUAUUUAUGAUCAAUUUACGUCUGUACGAAAUAUUAAAAGGGACUCUAAUCAUGUGCGGGCCUUGUUAUAAACAUGCCAGAAUAAAAUAUUACAGGCCAUUUUGAUUGUGAUCUAGUGAAAAUUCAUUUGGGGAUUGUAGUGAAAUCUUUUUAAAAUACUUAAAUACUUAUCAUUGUGAAGGUGAGAUAGAUUUCACUGGCUGUUAACCAGAAGUUUGCUAUGUGAUUUUAUAGACCACAGAAUUUCUUAGACUGUGCUAGAUUACAUUAAUCAUUACAGUGUCAUUUUUCCAGAAAGUGCUUAUUGGUUGAAUGUGUGAUAUCCAGACGGACAUGGAAAACAUCACAGUCAUGUAACUGACAACUGUCAAUUAUGUAUUCUUUUCCGUCAUAGUAAAUAAUGCAUUUCAUGUGACUUUGCACAUUCUAUCCACUGUCCAGGAAAAUGGUAUACUGUCAGUAAUUUGCUCUAUGGCCUUGAUAUUAUAUAUGUUUUAUUUCCUGUGAUUCAAUGUAUUAUUAUGACUGAAAAGUCUCAUUUGUCCUUUCCAAAAACAGAUCUGAAGAUCAAUUUAGUUGUUUGACAAGGAUAAUGUGCUUCCAAAUCUGUUUUUUGAAUUACUGCCCUUUAUCAUUAUGCUGAAAACCUAAGAAGAGACCUGACACAAUGUAAUAACAUCCUAAAUCUAUCUGACUCACUGUGAGGACAUCAUAUGAUUUAGGGCUGUUUUUCUCAGCCUUUUUCCUUUGCCACUAGCUAAAUUCUCCCUACAGAGUGUGCUCCCAGUAAUGCUAUUGUUGUCAGCACAUCUGUUUUUUGUUUGGUAAACAACUGUCUUCUGUACUGACUCCUAGUCCUCUGGAUAUUUCUAAGUACUCACCUGAGCUAAUACAUCACCGACUUCAAUAAAUCAUUGUAUGUA